Prorocentrum cordatum is the source of this 5182-nucleotide messenger RNA. Lineage: Eukaryota; Dinophyceae; Prorocentrales; Prorocentraceae. The record is from the annotation of a GenBank genome assembly.
CUCAGACACGGGGCGGGGUGGCAGGACGAGGGCGCUGCCGAAGCAGCCGACGCCCCAGCGAAGGCCGCCCCCCCCUCGCCCCGCCCCCUUUCCGCGCUCCACCGGCCUCGGCAUCCCCAGGCAUGCAGCAGCAGCGGCCCGCGUCCUCGAGCUCGGCGCUCCCCGUCAGGAUCAGGUCGGCCCUGCGCGCCCCGCUGGCCGUCUCGCGCGGGGGCUCAACGUCCCGCUCGGCAAGCCACCGCUCCGCCGCCUCCGCCAGCGACCAGGAGCAGAGCAGACCUCCCUCGGUGAGCCCCGACGGCAGGGCGAGCGCGAGCGCCAGCAAGUCGUCCAUCGGCAGCAACUGGAGCCACGCGAGGAAGGUGAAGGGCGCCCUCCGGAUGUUCUCCAAGGACCGCCUGGACGGGGCGCGGCGCAUCGGCGCGGAGGAGCCCUCUGGCCCGGACGGCGCGCAGCGGCGGAGCGGGGCGCGGUCGAGCACACCCGGGCUGCUGAAGAGGCAGAGCGGCAGGUCGUCAUCGCCGACUGCGGCCCUGGCGGCGGCCGCGAUCAGAGGGGGCGCGGCCCCGAGCAGGGGGAGGCCGGCGUCGUCGCCGGAGGGCGAGGUGGUGGCGCAUGUAGGCAGCGGCGGGAUGACCGGCGAGUCGCUGGCCGCGAAGAGGUUGUUGGAGAGAUUGCCUCAGGACGGCCAGGGCUGGAUGCUGCCCACCCCAGAGCACCGGCUGCCGAGCGGUCCCCAGGAUGUCGCGUGGAAGCCGAUCAUUGUGCGGUACCUUCAUCUCGCCAUCGACAGAGCCUGCGAGAGCAUCGAGGGGAAGGAUGCCAGCGCCCAGGGCGGCUCGAGGAAGCUGGCCAGGUCGACGAGCACGCUGGCGCGGUCGGCCCUGGCGCUGGCGGCCCUGCAGGCAGCCAGGAGCGCGGUGCAGAACAGCAGCAACCUCCCUGAGCUGUGCGGCCUGGUGAGCGCGCACACUUUCGCCAUCAACACCGCGCGGCUCGGCACCUUGCUGGACCCGCAGAUCCCCGUCGGCGUUCGCAAGGUGUUGCUGCGCGGCAUCCUGCAGGCCAUGCAGCUGUGCUGGGACAGGAUCUACGAGAUGCUCAUGGCGAGGUGCAAGUGUUUCCAUAGGGCCUUCCGGUGGCUCGACGCUGACGGCAGCGGCUACAUGAAGAUUGACGAGUUCGUGCGGGCGUUCACCGAGCUGAACAUGAGUCACAUGAGCCUGAGCGCCCCAGAGGACGGGGAGAAGGAAGGGCAGGUCAUGUCCAAGGACCUCUUCCUCACGGCGCUGCGCGUGGACGCCGAGUUCCUGUUCCAGGCGCUCCAGACCGAGCAGUCGGGGCUGUCCCUGUCGGAGUGUCGCAACGUGCAGGUGACCAAACCGCAGCUGAUCAUGAGGAUCAUGAGCGUAUCCGGGCGCUCACUGCAGAAGAUUCGCAACGGGGUGCUGAAUAAGUGGCCGGACUAUCUGCACAGCGCCGUGGAGGAGUUCGGCGUGCAGAAGAGGGGCGAGCUGAAUUGGGCCGAGUUCGAGUCGUUGUGCCAGGGGAUGACCAGGAUGAGAGGCAGGGGCAGCAGCAGCCAGAGGCUGCAAGGCGAGCAGUUCACGCCCAAAGACAGGCUGCCGCAGCUGUUCCAGGGGGCGGACCUGUGGGGGAAAGGCUCUGUGAGCGUGCAGGAGCUGGAGCAGGUCCUGGGCCAAGCCGUCCCCAUGGUGCCCUUCAGCACCCUGCGCAAGAGGAUGCUGCUCAGGCACGGCGCCUUCGAGCCUUUCUUCCAGAAGUUCCCUUCCGGAUUCCAGGCGGAGGACGAGGUCACCCAAUUCUCCCACACGUACGACCUCAACCCUGUGCGCCAGGGCUGGUCCUUCGCUCGGGACAUGGGGCUCCUCAGCAGGGCGUUGCAGGGCGGCAUGAAGCAUCAGAUCGGAGACGGCAACGAUGGUAGGCAUUCCGUCAGGAAGAUGGUGACGAUGGCGACGGCGGGCAUGCCAGACGAAGGGUAUUCGGUCGAGGAGUUUGCGAUCGCCGUCUUCAUCUGCAAGCAGGACAGGGCCAGUCCCGAAGAUCUGGCCAAGGAGCUGAGCAAGGCGGAGCGCGAGAGGCACGUCUCGUUCCACGAUUUUUCCGAACACAUUGUCAACAUCGACCAGAGAAGCUACGUCAUGAUGAAGAGGAAGUCGACGACCGACUCACAACCCAAGCGGACGAGGGAUGCAGGAAAGAUGAACCGCAAGGACCUCGCGAUGCAGGUGAUGCAGUCGCGCAAGUCGCGCACGACUGUGAUCCACGUGACGCCGAGCCUGUGCUCGAAGACGCAGCUGAGGACUGUCUACGAGGCCCUGGAGAGGGAGCACAAGCGGGUCUCGGUGGACGCCGUGCUCCGGUCCAUGCGGAACGUGUCCGACUGCAUCGCGCUGGACAAGUGCACCUACCAGGCCGGUGAGCGCAUCGCCUGCCGGAUCCGGCUGUCGUCCGACCUGCAGAAGCAGUGCAGUUUGUACCCUUUCCUGGCCGUGGUGCCCCGCCACCUGGAGACGAUGGAGGACAACAUCGGCAGGACCUUCUGGGUCCUCGACGGCAAGCUGGUCACGAGGUUCUCGGAGUUCUCGGAGUCCUACCAGCAGCUGCCCGUCUCGCCGCACGGGCACGGGGUGCUCCCGGAGGCGUUCAUGUGGAUCACGGCCCCGUUCGUGUCCUCCAACGUCGUCUCCUACGAGAUCCGCAUCUUCGCGUCGAGGAGGGCGGACGGCAGCGAGGCCCUGCGGCAGGUGGGCCAGGCCGUGCCGAUCGAGGUGCUGCUGCCCCGGCCCAGCCCGCCCCUCGUGGAGCUGGCCACGCUGCAGAACGAGGACGAGGGCUUCGCGGAGCUGCACUGGUCCGCGCCCCACGGCAGCUUCGACAACCAUCCCAUAGUCGGCUUCGUACUGCAGGUGGAGCCCGUGGUGUUCCGGAGGGAGAUCCCCGUGAACCUGCGCUGGGGCAUCGACGGCUGCAACGACGACUCUUCCGACUCGGGGAUGUCCGGGCGCACCGUGGACGAGGACGAGGACGCCGCCGACGAGGGCGCGGCCCUGAAGGAGGUGGUCGUCUGGUCGCCGGACGAGUUCGACUUCUCGAAGCGUCUGAGGGCCCGCGUGGACGGCCUGAAGCGUGGCACGGAGUACCGUUUCGGAGUCCAGUGCCUGCACGCGUGCCCGCUGGUGGACGGCCCUCAGGUGGAUCCUUUCGCCCCCUGCGCCGAGGUGCGCGGCGCGCCCAGCGAGCUCUCCGGGGUCGUGUCGAUGCCCCUGGCGAUGGUGCUGCAGCAGCCCGGGAACGUGCGCGGCGAGUGGAGCAAACACAUGGACGCGGUCAGGCUAAGGUGGCAGCUAGUCUUCAAUCAGAACACCGUCGACAAUGUCAAGUUCUGCAGGCACAAGCUCGAGUACCGCCAUGUCACGAUCAUCAGAUCACGAGGCUCCGCCGGCGAGGACGGGUCGGACUCGGACGAGACGAGCGACAGCGAGGACGACCAGAACCAGCACACCGAAGACAGGCGGAGCCACUCGGAUUGGCAGCCGAUCGACCAGGCCUCGAGCCCGGUGUUCACCACCGCUCCCAUCGAGGACAAUUACGGGUGCUACGAGGUAUGCUGCACGGUGGAGGAUGUGGCCAAGCUGCGGGACGUGUAUCCCGGACAGCGGUACCAGUUCCGGGUCUGCGUGGUGAAUAUGGCCGGGGAGUCGGAGUGGAGCCAGCCCUCGCGGUCCAUCAAGGUGGACGUCGGCGCCAACCGAGACCGCAGCAGCAUACCGCGGGCGAUGCUCUCGCGUCUGGAGGUGAAGGAGUCGCAGGGCACCUACACGCCUCUCCGCGGACUCCAGCCGCGGACGCACUGCCACCUGCGGUGGCGGAUUUCGAAAGAGAUGGCGGACUCCAGCCCGCGGUACAUGUUCCAGGUUACGGACCUUGGCGACACCGCGUGGUACUGGACCAAGGUCCAGGGAUACAUCCUGCACGAGCAGUCGCGCCACAAGAGCCAGCGCAUGACCGCCGCCUACUCCCACGACUUCGUCCAGGUGGAGGCGCUCGUGACCGGCCUGGAGAUCUUCCCCCCCAACGCGAGGCUCUCGCUGCAGGUGGUCGCCAGCACGGACCGCGGCAGCUGCACCGAGGAGGUGGAGGUCCCCCCCACGGACCCCGAGCCCGCCGCGCCGCCCGGCGCGCCGGAGGUGGUGCAGGCGCUGCUGCAGGAGGACCACACGGCCAUGGUGGAGCUCCAGUGGUCCCGGCGCGGCUCGAGCAGCGGGUCCGAGGAGCCGACCAUCCCGACGGGCUACGCCGUGCAGGCCGCCCACUGCCUCAAGGGCCACGCCGGCGACGACCGCCACUGGAGCGCCUUCGGCACCCUCGGCUCUGGUGUGCACAUGUCCUCGUCGGAGCGCGCCGAGGCCCCUGUGUCCUGCAUCCUGAAGGGCCUGGAGCCCGGGAGCGUGCUGCGUUUCCGGGUGUGUGCGCUCGCCCCGGACGGCCGCCUCGGGUCGCCCUCCGAGGCGAGCGCGCCCCUGAGCCUGGACGAGAGCCUGCCUGCCCUCGCGGCCCCCCACGCACGGCGGCUGUCGCCCUGGCCCGCGCGCGCCCUUACGCCGAGCAGGUCGCGGAACCAGUCGACCUUGGACGUCCCGACCCACGCGGCCCCGCACGUCCGCAGGCCGCGGGACCUGCAGAUCCAGCUCGCCGGGGAGAGCUGGUGCGAGCUGGCCUUCGAGCUACGGAUGCCCACGGGCCACAUUGCGCCCUCCGCCUUCGAGGUUCAGGAGUGCCGCCGCGAAGAGGGCGCCGCGGAGGGGGAGCACCUGGCCGUCGAGAACUGGCAGCCCGUGAGGACCGUGUACACGACCCUGGGGGAGAGGCAGCCCGUGACCGAGGAGGAGGACGGUCAGCAGGUCCGGGCUGCCGUGUUCUUCCACGAGGAGAUGGCCCGGGAGUGCAGCACGCCUUGGGGGCCGUGCUGGCGGCUGCGGGUGCGCCCCGUCGGCAGCCUGGAGUGGUCGGCCCCGUCGCCCUGGCGGCGGCCGGAGGGCCUAGCGCCCCCGCAGCAGCCGGGAGCCCCCGAGCUGGUGGCGAGCGCCCUGCAGUACCACUCCGUAGAGUGGGCGGAGGCGCCAGGCGACGAGACCUCGCCGAGGGGCGCCAGGCA